AUGAUGGCGCUGGUUCUUUACGUGUUUCUAGCGUCUGUGUUUCUGCGGCCGAGUCUGUGUUAUCUCACGGAGAAGGAGAUUUUGCAAAGACUGGAGACGAACAUGACCAGUCCAAGCGUGUAUAAUACCCGGCUGACACAGCAUCUCAUCGCACGGUACCAGGUCGACCAUCGCCUGCAGUGCUCUCAGCUCUGCUAUCUAACCAGAGACUGUCAGUCCUACAACUAUUACGAGGAUGAAGGCGUCUGUGAGCUGAACGAUCUUAUCUACAUCCAAGGACUCGUCAGAUUUUCCUUCACAACCGGACAAGACCCCGGGUGGGACUACUACGAUCGCCAUUCGUUCUACAUGAUCAGGGCGUGGUGGUAUGAAUGUCCCGGGUACAACCCGUGCCAGAACGGAGGAGUGUGCACCCGGAAGGUCCUGGGCGGUUCGGGGGGAGAGAGACCGCCGUGCGCCCCGCUCUGCGUCUGUCCCGUGGGCUACUCCGGACCUCACUGCAGCAUUCAAGACUGUCAGGUAGGCAGGGGAGCGUCCUUCCGAGGAAAAGUCCCCGUCACGAACACAGGCAGGAUCUGUCAGCGCUGGGACAGCCAGAUGCCACAUGGACACGGGAAAACUCCUUCGGGCUAUUCGUCAUCCGGACUUGAGCGGAACUACUGCCGGAAUCCGGACGGCGGGAACGGAGUUUGGUGCUACACCAUGGAUCCGGACAGGAGAUGGGAGCUGUGUGACGUGCCGCAAUGUUAG
Branchiostoma belcheri (Belcher's lancelet) is the source of this 750-nucleotide messenger RNA. Its product is annotated as hepatocyte growth factor-like. Bases 1 to 750 code for a protein of 249 amino acids. The transcript is spliced from 4 exons. The record is from RefSeq and is a predicted model, not a curated record. Lineage: Eukaryota; Metazoa; Chordata; Leptocardii; Amphioxiformes; Branchiostomatidae. Gene Ontology annotation, molecular function: endopeptidase activity; signaling receptor binding.